AUGUUUGCGGUGCCGAAUGAAAGGAGAUGCGGUGUUGAGGAGAUCAAUAGAAAGGGAUGUCCGAAAUACGAUAUAGGAAAGUGGAUCGUGAGAUCCCCUCAGGGCAGCAAGGAGAUUCGCCAGAGAGCAGCUUUAUUAGGAUCUCUGAAUUUAGUUCCUAGCACAGGUCCUCAGAGUAGAAUAUUUGAGGAUGUAGACCGCCGUGCCCAUCUAGUGAAGAAGUUCUCAUGCGGCAGCAGUUUCGAGUUCUCACCACAGCCAGAUUUGCCGGAUGCUAUUUUAUGUUUGCUCGCUCGGGGAAGGUUUUGUGCGCUUAGUUUCCUCUACUGUCUUGGUGGGUUCACCGAAUUGCUUGUAGUCUCGCUCGCAAUUUCAUCCCCCCAUAUGGAGUCGGAAGUCUACUGUUGUGGUUUGAUCUAUGGAUAUCUUGACCGUGUGCUCAAGGAUGCGUUGAGUCAGUGUGGCCUAUUUGCUCCGGUUAUAACCUUCACUUUUGUGCCUCGAAAGGCCGAAACAUCUCCUUCACUUUGCUGUGAUGGUACUGCGCACUUUCCUACCAUACACUUCGUCCAGUCACCUUCAAGUUUCAUUUCCAAGAUUCUCAGACCAAAAUAG
Molecule: messenger RNA, 615 nt
Organism: Lindgomyces ingoldianus
Lineage: Eukaryota; Fungi; Ascomycota; Dothideomycetes; Pleosporales; Lindgomycetaceae
Exons: 6
Coding region: 1-615 (204 amino acids)
Source: RefSeq, a predicted model, not a curated record